AUGGCGCUGCCUCCGCAUCUACGAGCCCACAUUCAACGUCGUCAGCUCGGAAUCGACAACAUGGACGCUGAAAUGGACGUUGGAAGUCUCGUCAACCGCCUGAACGAGAACGAAUCCCAAGUGCGAGCCCUCACUGUAAGUCCCUCCGCUAGCACCAAGCUCGACCCCGUCUCCCUCCUCUUCCACCUCAGUCCACCGAGGCACGCCCCUGGGAUGCCUUGCAGUCAAGAACACAAUCUUGACCAGAGUCGACUACAGGAGCAGAUCGACCGCUCCGGCCGUCGAAUCGGUCGUGGUAACGGCGGCGACAAGCAACAGGCCUGGAAGGAUCUCGCUUCCUCGCUCAAUGCCAUGAAGCUCACGGCUACGGCUGCGCUGGACCUCCUCGAGCAGCGGAUGGAGCCUGAGCCCGAGACCCUACUGGCCGACUACACCACUGCCAGACUGGAACGUCGCCGUGUAAAGGCUUCGACUCAGCAUCAAGGCGGCUCUCCUUCUCGCAAAGCCGCCGGCCGAGCGACUUCUUCGUCUUAUCCCCCGCACUGGAAGCCCGAUCCCCAGUUUACUCGCUCCGGCUUCAACGCAGCCGACGACCCCUUCGUGGACGGAAACACCUCGCCAGCGCUACCCACCCUAUGUGGCAGCCCAUCCCCUCCCGCCUACUUGGACGAUGACAGCAUGGCGAGCACCUUGGCCCUGACGCCGACCUCCGGCCCUGAGGUUCACCACAUCGAGAACGCGUCUGAGAGCUUCCUGAACCUGUCGUAUCAUCCGGAAAUAACUCAGCUGACCUGGCCCAGAGUCGCCUACAUCGUCGAGUCCUCGCCCGCGUCCUCGGACCUCACCACGGACUCGCAGGCGUUGACGCGCGGCAGCCGCCGUGUCCUCCUCGGCAACUUGCCCCCCGACGCCACGGCCGCGCAAGUUCUCCGCAGCGUCCGCUGCUACGGCGGCGUCAUCAGUGCCGUCAUUCUCCCUAGCACUUCGUCCCCUGUGGCGGGACUGACCGAGAUGGCCACGGCCAUGAUUGAGUUUGUGUACUCGACGUCUGCGGCAGGCUUUGUCGAGGUCUUCAACAAGAACAGCCAUCAGGUCACGUUCAAGGACGCUCACGGACGGCCUUACGCGGUCCGCGCUUGGCUCGCCCCCUCGCACUCGUACCCCAUCCGUCCGGCGGACCGGCAGCUUCUCGAACGGGGCGCCACGCGGGCGGUCAAGAUCGCGCCCGUGGCGGAGGACACGGUCUGGCUGGUCGUCACCGAAGCACAGUACUGCCUGGCAGACAAGGCCGUCACCAUCGAGUUUGCGUCCAUCUUCGAGGCCGAGCGCGCGCGAGCUCUGCUGCAGGCCCGACGCUCGUGGAUCGGCGACGAGGACCCCAGCGCGUGGCUGACCAUCUGCUUCGUGCCCGACUCUUGUCAGGGAGAGGUGCUCGCGCGAGGACUGAACAGCGCGGGUCCCGUGGAGCACGUCUACCCCGACCACAUCUCCCGCAUGUGGAACUGCCACCCCUACAACCAGCGCGUCCUCAACUUCAACCCCUCCGCCGACAACGCCGGCGCCGCGCCCGCCACGACCCCCCGUCGAAGCAAGCCCCUGGACAAGGCCACCAUCGCCGGCUUCCUCGACCUCGAGCCCGAAGAGCUCUCCCCGUUCCUCGAGUCGCGCGCUAACUGGAAGGGCGACAUCACGUACGGCAUCAUCGGCAGCACGGCCAAGCUCAUCCGCCGCGCCUGGGGCUGGCGCCUGACCGCCGAGGACGACGACAAGAUCCUCAUGGCGCACACGCUGCACGACCCGGAGUGGGCGGACAUCUGGGACGACCACUUCGAGGCCCGCGGCGAGCCCAACCUGCGCACGUGGGAGCGCUACGGCGCGCUGGCGAGGCACCGCCGCGAGAGGGCCGCGCAGAUGGGCGUCGAGGAGUGGCGCGUCGUGCCCUGCGCGGGCGGCGAGUGCGAAUGGGCCUGCGGCACGAUGAAGACGGCCAAGGUCGUGACGGACUACCUCAAGAAGGCGAGGGCGUUCAGGCGGGCUCCGUUUGGAGAGUCGGACGACGAGGAGUAG
This is a messenger RNA of Purpureocillium lilacinum, 2067 nucleotides long. Lineage: Eukaryota; Fungi; Ascomycota; Sordariomycetes; Hypocreales; Ophiocordycipitaceae. The record is from RefSeq and is a predicted model, not a curated record.